Molecule: messenger RNA, 1108 nt
Organism: Lolium perenne
Lineage: Eukaryota; Viridiplantae; Streptophyta; Magnoliopsida; Poales; Poaceae
Product: probable calcium-binding protein CML11
Molecular function (GO): calcium ion binding
Source: RefSeq, a predicted model, not a curated record
CCCCGGGCAAAUUCAACUAUGCGGAGCACGUCAUCGGGUCUCUCCUCUCUGCGAUCGAGUUCGUCUUCCCCGAUCCGCCUUUCCAGGGCGCCACCGUCCUCCUGGCCAGUGCCCCGGCUUCUCCGGGCGCACCAUCGAAAAUUCUCCCGAUCCAACAACCCCCAACGGCCAGAUCGCCACCUCCUCUUCCUCCUCCCAGCCUCUCGAUCGAUCCCCGCGCGCCAUGAGCGAGGCACCCCCGACCGCGACAACCGCCGCCGCCGGAGAAGACCCUGACGCCGCCGCUGCCAACAAUCAGCAGCAGCAGCAGCAGCAGCAGCAACAGCAGGCGGCGCCUGAGGAGCUCGACGACGCGGACCAGCUGUCGGAGCUGCGGCAGAUCUUCCGGUCCUUCGACCGCAACAAGGACGGCAGCCUGACGCAGCUGGAGCUGGGCUCCCUCCUCCGCUCCCUCGGCCUCAAGCCCAGCGCCGACGAGCUCGACGCCCUCAUCCAGCGCGCCGACGUCAACUCCAACGGCCUCGUCGAGUUCUCCGAGUUCGUCGCCCUCGUCGCGCCCGAGCUCAUCGACGACCGCCCCCCCUACUCCGAGGACCAGCUCCGCAGGCUCUUCGAGAUCUUCGACCGCGACGGCAACGGCUUCAUCACCGCCGCCGAGCUCGCGCACUCCAUGGCCAAGCUCGGACACGCGCUCACCGCCAAGGAGCUCACCGGGAUGAUCAAGGAGGCCGACACCGACGGAGACGGCAGGAUCGACUUCAAGGAGUUCUCACGCGCCAUCACCGCCGCCGCCUUCGACAACGUCUUCUCCUGAUGACCGAGUCAUGGCUCCUGCAUGCGAUCCACCCAUGGCUUCGGUCGAUCUCGUGCAUAGUCGAUCGGCUGCUCGAUCGAUCGCGCUCUCUUGAUUUCCUAGGCUUCUUGAUCGAUUGUGUUCUUCUCGGGUGAGGUCAGUGAUCAGAUUCAUUCUCGAAAAAAAAGGUCAGUGAUCAGAUAAUUUUUAGGCUGCAGGUGUUGAUGAGAUGAGCUGUUGUGUGUUGCGAAUAACAAAAAGAUUUGAAAAAUCAAUGACAUAUCAAUGGCAAGAUCAGUUUAGGGAGGAAUCAUA